Molecule: messenger RNA, 819 nt
Organism: Pelmatolapia mariae (spotted tilapia)
Lineage: Eukaryota; Metazoa; Chordata; Actinopteri; Cichliformes; Cichlidae
Product: SH2 domain-containing protein 1A-like
Exons: 4
Coding region: 28-429 (133 amino acids)
Biological process (GO): regulation of signal transduction; regulation of immune response
Source: RefSeq, a predicted model, not a curated record
CAGAUGGGUUUCUGCCACUGAGCCAACAUGGAGACUGAGGGGAGGCUGGUCCAGUCAAUUUACUAUGGGAGUAUUGGAAGUCAGGACACAGAGAGGCUGCUGGAGAGAUUCGGGUAUGAUGGCAGCUUUCUACUGAGAGACAGCAGCACAGUGCGGGGGGCCUACUGUCUGUGUGUGAGGAAAGCACCGUUUGUGCACACCUACAGGCUCCUACGCUCUGCCGAUGGCUGGUGCCUUCAGCAGGAUUCAACAGUCAGAUCACCAACAUUUAGGACUCUGGAGGCACUAUUAGAAGGCUACAGGAGGGCUGCUGUAGUUGGAAUAGCCCCGCUCACAGAUCCGCUGGACAAAACACGAGUACGAAACAGCUUGGGCGAAGAGUUUCUUUACAUGGAAAUGAACAACAGCAGCAGCAGCUCUGUGUACUGAAGCCAUCGUGCUCUUAAUCUCUCAGACGAUCAAACCGACAGAAACCACAGCGCCUCACUCAUCUUGUCUGCCCCUGUUUCUCAAUUUCUUUGUGUAUUUAUUUUCAGUUUUUGUGUUGAUUUAGUCAUGGUUUAAGACAUUUUCAGUAGCCCGCAAACUGCUACUGAAAGAUAUUUAAAUGUUUUAACACACGCCAUGAGUGGGAGCACUUUUUUGUUGCUGGUUUUUUGAGUUUUGUUUUGUUUUUUUAAAUUUUAUGCAGUGACAGUGGUUGUCUUUUUCAUCAGACCCACUUUCUUGACAUGUGGUCCCUCAUGCUACUUACCUUUUUGGGUGCAUACAUCAAUGAUUUCUGUCCAAAUGGUGUCAGCCUUAAUCUAAUGUUUUAUG